AUGGUGGACUCAAAACCCAUCAUGGACCAAGUGCAUGACCUGCAGAUGAUACUCCAAGAGAUAUCAGAUGAAGGAAUGAAGAUCUGUGAGACUUUCACAGUGAAUUGCUUCAUUGAGAAGCUUCCCCCUGGAUGGGCAGACUUCAAGAACUAUCUUGCAUUCAAGCAGAAGGCUUUGACUUUGGCCAACUUGAUUUCUAGGCUGCAGAAUGAGUCACUGAAGCGUGAAAAAGCUGAAACAGUUCAGACUCAUGAUGCGAAUGUGGCUGAAUUUCGCAACAAACCAAAAGGCAGGUUUAACCCUAACAAGGGUCCGCUCAACAAGGUUGGACAUCGCGGAGCCGAUUGUCGCAGCAAGGCCAAGGAGAAAAACCAAGCCAACUUGACAGAGGAUGACAUGGUGGCUGUUGUUACAGAAGCUAACAUGGUUGAAGAGAAUCCGAUGCUAUGGUGGUAUGACACUGGUGCUACCACACAUAUCUGCAUUGACAGACAGAUGUUCAGCACUUACCAGAAAAGCAAGGAAGAUGCUCGUCUGCUGAUGGGAAAUGUGUCCCACUCCAAGAUUGAAGGCACUGGAAAGGUGGUCCUGAAGAUGACAUCUGGAAGAGAGCUCACACUCAACAAUGUGAAGCAUGUUCCAGACAUGAGGAAGAAUCUGAUUUCUGGCACUCUGAUGAGCAAGCAUGGAUUUGCCAUCAACUUCGAGUCUGACCAGCUGAUUCUCAGGAAGAAUGGUGUUUUUAUAGGAAAAGGUUUUGUUAAGGAUGGACUGAUUAAGAUGUGUGUAUCUCCAGUCCAGAGAAACAUUGUUGUACCUGUUUCCAAUGAUUUGAUUAAUAAGAAACCAGUUGCUUAUUUGGUUGAGUCUUCUAAUAUUUGGCAUGAAAGAUUAGGCCAUGUAAAUUAUAAGUCCAUUGAAAGACUGAUGAAUUUGACCUAA
Microthlaspi erraticum is the source of this 942-nucleotide messenger RNA. The record is from the annotation of a GenBank genome assembly. NCBI's taxonomy places the organism in Eukaryota, Viridiplantae, Streptophyta, Magnoliopsida, Brassicales, Brassicaceae.